ACGUACGGCGCGCAGGACCACGCAUGCGCGGGACGCAGUGGCUAGUGAAACCGGGUGCUACGCUGACAGGGCCGCAGCCAUCCUCGACCUAAAGUAGCGGCUUCCAGUCAGGUUUGCGGCCUCCCCUCGGGCGCCCUUCCGUCCCAUCCUUUUCCUCUGCUGCUCCUGCCACUGUCGCUAACAGCAACAUGUUCCUCACUCGCUCCGAGUACGACAGGGGUGUGAACACUUUUUCUCCAGAGGGAAGAUUAUUCCAGGUGGAAUAUGCCAUUGAAGCUAUCAAGCUUGGUUCGACAGCAAUUGGAAUUCAGACAUCAGAAGGGGUUUGCCUGGCUGUGGAGAAGAGGAUCACAUCCCCGCUUAUGGAACCCAGCAGCAUUGAGAAAAUUGUCGAAAUAGAUUCUCACAUAGGCUGUGCAAUGAGUGGUUUAAUAGCUGAUGCAAAGACAUUAAUUGACAAAGCAAGAGUUGAGACUCAGAAUCACUGGUUUACGUACAAUGAAAUCAUGACUGUAGAGAGUGUGACACAGGCAGUGUCCAACUUAGCAUUACAGUUUGGAGAAGAAGAUGCUGAUCCGGGUGCAAUGUCAAGGCCGUUUGGUGUGGCACUGCUCUUUGGAGGAGUCGAUGAAAAAGGACCACAGUUGUUUCACAUGGACCCUUCUGGAACAUUUGUACAGUGUGACGCGAGAGCAAUUGGAUCAGCAUCAGAAGGUGCACAAAGCUCCCUGCAAGAAGUUUAUCACAAGUCAAUGACACUGAAAGAAGCAAUCAAGUCAUCCCUUGUCAUUCUGAAACAAGUUAUGGAAGAAAAACUGAAUGCAACUAACAUUGAGCUUGCAACAGUGCAGCCUGGAAUGAAGUUCCAUAUGUACACGAAAGAGGAACUUGAAGAUGUCAUCAAAGAUAUUUGAUGAGGGAGAGAACCUCUCCGACUGCCUCAUUCCCUGAUCACAGCAAACUGAAUUUUCAGUUUCUUUCCAGUGCCCGUAACUUUAUUUCAGCAGCACGUAUGCCUGCUCUUAAACAAAGGCUCAAAGAUUUUUUUACAGUUUCUGUACAUAAAAAGAUCUUCAAUAAGAUGAAGCUAGAAUAAAUCAUUUUGUUACUCUUA
Messenger RNA from Anolis sagrei ordinatus, 1114 nucleotides. It is a transcript of the gene PSMA5, whose product is annotated as proteasome 20S subunit alpha 5. Gene Ontology annotation, biological process: proteasome-mediated ubiquitin-dependent protein catabolic process. The record is from RefSeq and is a predicted model, not a curated record. Gene Ontology annotation, cellular component: proteasome core complex; nucleus; proteasome core complex, alpha-subunit complex. Lineage: Eukaryota; Metazoa; Chordata; Lepidosauria; Squamata; Anolidae.